Molecule: messenger RNA, 3001 nt
Organism: Anguilla rostrata (American eel)
Lineage: Eukaryota; Metazoa; Chordata; Actinopteri; Anguilliformes; Anguillidae
Product: NEDD4 family-interacting protein 2-like
Exons: 8
Coding region: 267-974 (235 amino acids)
Biological process (GO): positive regulation of protein ubiquitination; metal ion transport; ubiquitin-dependent protein catabolic process
Cellular component (GO): perinuclear region of cytoplasm; Golgi apparatus; endoplasmic reticulum
Molecular function (GO): WW domain binding
Source: RefSeq, a predicted model, not a curated record
CUUGGUUUAUAGAUCAGUGUAUCCUUGCGGAUUUAAAAGCCCACCCACAGACGGAAAAAAAACAGUGUUUUUCAAUGUCGUUUAUAUAAUGCGGGCAUGUAAAUGAUAGUGACCGAUUAGUAUACUGUGCUAAAUCAAAUUUAAUUGGCUGUUUGAGUUACCUUCGAAAUAUUAGCCGGUCAGAUAACGUCAGCUGUUAUACGAGCUCGCUUGGACGACUGUUCGUUGAGCUAGUUAGCUUGGUAGCUAUCUAGCUACGUGACAAAAUGGAACAUCACCAGGCAGCGAGUCGAUAUCAAGUGUUGCACAAUGAGGACGACCCCUCCGAAGGGGCCUCCGGUACUGACACGCCCUCCUGCACCCAGGCGGACCCUCGUGCAGAAGGCAGUGUGCCAGUAGACCCCGAUGCCCCACCGCCGUCAUACGCCAGCGUUACACUGGGAGCCAGUGCACCUCCAGAAAACAACUUUCAGUGUGAGUUCCCUGUGCCACCCCCGUACAGUGUUGCUACCUCCUUGCCCACCUAUGAUGAAGCAGAGAAUGCCAAAGCUGCAGCCAUGGCAACUGCCACAGUGGGGGUGGUGCAGCGGGAGGAUGUUUUUCCACCUCGAGAGGACUUCAGUGAUGCUGAUCAGCUAAAAAUUGGCAAUGAUGGGAUAUUUAUGUUGGCCUUCUUCAUGGCCUUUCUUUUCAACUGGAUCGGGUUCUGCCUGUCUUUCUGCCUGACCAACACUAUCGCAGGCAGAUACGGCGCCAUCUGUGGGUUCGGGCUGUCCCUGAUCAAGUGGAUCUUGAUCGUCAGGUUUUCUGAUUAUUUCAAUGGAUAUUUCAAUGGACAAUAUUGGCUCUGGUGGAUAUUUCUCAUUCUUGGCCUCCUGCUCUUCUUCAGAGGGUUUGUGAGCUAUCUGAAAGUGCGCAACAUGUCUGAGAGUAUGGCCACAUCCCACAGAGCACGUUUCUUCUUUCUGUACUAGAGGUUGUGGCACCUGUGAUUUCUCCUUUCAAUCAACCCUGUGAUUUCAUCAUCUACAUUGUCUGCCAAAAACUGACUCAAGGCCACAGGAAAAGCAGAAAAAAAAAUCCACAUGUACUAUAAUAUCUUUAUAGUAAAGCGGUUAAUAUAUUUGAUUGUCGCUAUUUGGUUCUGUUUAAUUCAUGUGAAUUGCCAAAUGUAUCAAAGUUGUUGCAACUGUGCAAUUUAAUGCCACAAUUUGCUUAACAUACUUAAUUUCCUUUUCCUUAAUAUAAUUACCUGAUCAUGGUUCAGUAACUGACAACUCAGUUUCCUGUUUUUUUUGGUGUUAAACAAAAUUCACCUCUAAGGAGUUUUUGCUUUUAUUUUACUGUGGGCGUGUAUGCACAUUGAUCAUUGAGCCACAUUUGCAAGCUGCUUACAGGCUUACAACAAUUUAUGCCAAUCAAUGAAUGCACUAUUUGCAAAAAUGUAUUUAUUUUUUUCUUGGUUGUGACUGGUUUAGACCAGUUAGUAUAUCCAUGUCUAGCUUUUUCAGUCAGUUUUUGAAUGUAACUUUUUGUUGUAUUUUGUUGGCCUUGUGCCUUGAGCAAUUUAUAAUUCAGUUUUUAUAUCUGCACAAAAUGUGGUCUUGAAUAUACACAGAAAUGUGACGUUCAGACAAAAAAAAAACAUGACUUGGAAUAGUCGUGUCCCAAAAAUUUGAUAGGGCUACUGUAUUUUAGCUUCAUAGCAAUAUCCAUGUGUCAUGCAGUGCUAGGUGUAGAAUAUACAAACAUAGUAAUACUAGCUGGACAGUUUAACAAAUCAGUAAAUGCAACUUUAAUUAUACAUUUGUUUAGGUAAGAGAUAAAUGCUUACUGCAGUAUAUUUGCAUGUAAGCGAACUGUCUGUUUUAAUCUAAGCAAUAGCAAUAUUUCCACAUCUGUGUCAAUGCUGGGUGAGUAAGUGCAUGCCAGUGUUUUUUUUUUCCUUUACCAGCUUCUUCUGGGCUUUGGUGGGGCCUUGGUCACACCUUCUGUGUGCCUCAAGCCUGCAGUUUUAACCCUUCAUAUGCAGGUGGUCCUCAAUGGGCCAUUUGGGUGGCAAGUAAAUGGUGGAAAUGGGUGGGGGCAUCACAGGAAACUUGUCAUCAAUAUGUGGCAAUAUGGGUUUAUGACAUCAACACCAAGAAGCUUUGCAUGGGAGGGUGUUCAGAUUGACAAUAAUAGCUCUGAGACCCAGUGGUGGACAAACAAUUUGCCAGGAGCUUGAGUUUUUUGGCAUUAGGCUUUUGGCUUGACAUGGUUGGGCCUGGCAGUGGAAAUACAGCUGUGGCUGGUGCAUGCUCAAAAUACAGUAGGGUAGAUUAAAUUGUCUUGUUUUCUUUAUUUGUUUAUUUUGCUGUCACUCAUGAAAUACAUGUACCUGUGAAUCUAAACAUAGAGGCAUAUAAUUAAUCAUGUUAUGCGGCAUCUACGAUGCAAAGCUGUUUGGUAACUGGGAUUCUGGUAUUUACUUAAUUGCUACAUGAAAAUGGAAACUGAAUGUUUGUGUUUUUUUCCAGCAGGCUGAAUUUACUGGAAAUUAAAACUGUAAUGUAAGAUUUGGAACUAUUCAUUUAUAGUUUAAUGUUUUUUUUCUGCAUAAUUGGCAAUAUCGAGAAACAAACGGCCUAUUUUAUAUUGAUUCCCCUACUACUAAAUUGGCAUUAUUUAACAGGAACAUAAAAUAUUUGGUUUAUUUAUUUACUUAAAUGAAAUUGUAUGAACUUUGAUGUCUUCUGUGUAUUUGCAAGAAUGCUGAAAUUAUUUAAUAUCGUCCCGUGCCCCCAUAGCGUCCUCCUGUAUGCACUAUAUAAGUCUUAGCAUUAAAAAAAGUCACAACAAGUGCAUUGUUGAUUAACUGGUUGAAAUAUUGAGAUUGCAGAUUUGUGGUCUUGAGUAAAUGUUUGUAAAACAGAUCAAGUUUUUAUGAGAAUUAUCGACUUGAGACAAUCGUUUGCUUACUGUAAUUUCUUGAAAAAAAAAUGUCUUUCAACAUGUCAAA